AUCGGGAAAGCCAGGUCUCAGAGACUCAGUGAGCACGCAGAAAGCCACAGCUCUCUCCUCCCCCACUCCCCAAUCUACUCUGUUUCUAGGGCUAAGGUUUCGCCCCCCGCUUAACUCGUUAUUGCUCUCGUUCCUACCGUUUUAAGGUUUUAGCUGGGGUUGUUUGAGUUCUUCGCCGUCGGGAACCCCGCGCUCGUAGUCCCUUUCCGGCGAGAAUGAGAGAAAUCCUUCACAUCCAGGGUGGCCAGUGCGGCAACCAGAUCGGCGCAAAAUUCUGGGAGGUGAUCUGCGACGAGCACGGCAUCGAUGCCGUUGGAUCCUACCACGGUGACUCCGAGCUUCAACUCGAGCGCAUCAACGUCUACUACAAUGAAGCCAGCGGGGGCCGCUACGUUCCUCGGGCGAUCCUCAUGGAUCUCGAGCCGGGGACGAUGGAUAGCGUUAGAUCCGGGCCUUACGGUCAACUUUUCCGGCCGGAUAACUUUGUUUUUGGUCAGACCGGCGCCGGGAACAACUGGGCGAAGGGGCACUACACGGAGGGGGCCGAGCUCAUAGAUGCAGUGCUCGAUGUUGUCAGGAAGGAAGCGGAGAAUUGUGAUUGCCUUCAAGGCUUUCAAGUGUGCCAUUCUCUUGGAGGAGGAACUGGUUCAGGCAUGGGAACUCUUCUAAUCUCAAAGAUUAGGGAGGAGUAUCCUGAUAGAAUGAUGCUUACCUUCUCUGUUUUCCCAUCACCCAAGGUUUCGGACACGGUGGUGGAACCAUACAAUGCAACUCUCUCUGUGCAUCAGUUGGUUGAGAAUGCUGAUGAAUGCAUGGUUCUUGACAACGAGGCUCUGUAUGACAUCUGCUUCAGAACCCUUAAACUUACUACUCCCACUUUUGGUGAUCUUAAUCAUUUGAUCUCUGCAACCAUGAGCGGUGUCACUUGCUGUUUAAGAUUCCCAGGGCAACUGAACUCUGACCUGAGAAAAUUAGCUGUGAACCUGAUCCCGUUUCCUCGCCUCCAUUUCUUUAUGGUUGGCUUCGCACCCCUCACUUCACGUGGCUCCCAAGUUUAUCGCUCUUUAACUGUUCCUGAACUCACCCAACAAAUGUGGGAUUCCAAAAACAUGAUGUGUGCGGCUGAUCCCCGGCAUGGCCGUUAUCUUACUGCUUCUGCAAUGUUUCGUGGUCGCAUGAGCACCAAAGAGGUGGACGAGCAGAUGCUUAAUGUGCAAAACAAGAACUCAUCUUACUUUGUUGAGUGGAUCCCAAAUAACGUGAAAUCUAGUGUAUGUGACAUCCCACCCAAGGGAUUGAAGAUGGCAUCUACAUUCAUCGGCAAUUCUACUUCGAUUCAGGAGAUGUUCCGUCGUGUGAGUGAGCAGUUCACUGCCAUGUUUAGAAGGAAAGCUUUUCUGCACUGGUAUACUGGUGAAGGAAUGGAUGAAAUGGAAUUCACAGAAGCUGAGAGCAACAUGAAUGAUCUUGUCUCCGAGUACCAGCAAUAUCAAGACGCUACUGCUGAUGAUGAUGAUGAAUAUGAAGAGGAACAAGAGGCCGAAUCAUGAGUAUCAUAUUGCGGUGCUAAUGUAAAGUUGGUCUUUAGGCGUAUUCUACCGGCAAUCUCUGAUUGGAUUUUCCUGGGUCUUGUUUGCUGGAGCUUUCGACUGCAGAAGUCUUUUGGAUUGUUGUUUCCAUUUACGUCCGUCUUUGUGAAGUGGUCUUGUGUAUUCUUCUUGAGCAUUAUUGAUGGCUGUAUGUAAUUAGUGUUCAGGUACCUCUUGCCUUGUUUGCGCCCCUGACUUCUUUUGCUGCCGUGUUUUUUGUAUGCAGUUGUUUUCAUCUUUGUAAAGUACAAGCCCUACUAUUGUGUGGUUGUAUACCAGUUUGCAGUAGAAUGUUGUAGUUGAGACCUAAAAGGAUCUAAGCUUUUCAUUUUCUCAUUUUC
Messenger RNA from Nymphaea colorata (pocket water lily), 1930 nucleotides. Its product is annotated as tubulin beta chain-like. The record is from RefSeq and is a predicted model, not a curated record. The coding region runs from base 216 to 1550 and encodes 444 amino acids. Gene Ontology annotation, cellular component: microtubule; cytoplasm. NCBI's taxonomy places the organism in Eukaryota, Viridiplantae, Streptophyta, Magnoliopsida, Nymphaeales, Nymphaeaceae. Gene Ontology annotation, biological process: mitotic cell cycle; microtubule cytoskeleton organization. Gene Ontology annotation, molecular function: GTP binding; structural constituent of cytoskeleton; GTPase activity. The transcript is spliced from 3 exons.